Messenger RNA from Melopsittacus undulatus (budgerigar), 4427 nucleotides. RefSeq names its product muscle RAS oncogene homolog (gene MRAS). Gene Ontology annotation, molecular function: GTP binding; GTPase activity; GDP binding. Gene Ontology annotation, cellular component: plasma membrane. The record is from RefSeq and is a predicted model, not a curated record. The transcript has 6 exons. NCBI's taxonomy places the organism in Eukaryota, Metazoa, Chordata, Aves, Psittaciformes, Psittaculidae. Gene Ontology annotation, biological process: Ras protein signal transduction. Bases 386 to 1012 code for a protein of 208 amino acids.
GGCCGACCCAGUAAAUCGCAGUUUGUUUUGUUUCUGUCCGCGGCAAGCGAGGGGGUGCGGGAUGGCGCCGCGAGGAGUUCCGGCGCUCCACGCGUGAAAAGCCUGCGGGCAGGGUGCUCUCGCCGUGACACCCUGGGAUAACUGCGGCGGGGCUCUCUCCGCUCUCCCUUCCUCUUCCCCCAGCGACUCCGGCAGCAGCGCGGUGCCUCGCUCUGGCAUGAGCCCCCCCGCCCCGGGAGGAGCGCUCCCCGGGCACCGCCGCCUCCCCUGGCCGGGGAUCCGGGUCGGGAAGAAGGGGCUGUCGCCGACUGACGCCGCGGAGCCACCGCGCUCAGCAACGCCAGACGCAGAAGGGUUUGGGACGCAGGUCUAGCACGCAGGAAGCAUGGCUACAAGUGCCGUUCCCAGCGAAAACCUCCCCACAUACAAGCUGGUGGUGGUUGGAGAUGGUGGCGUGGGAAAGAGUGCUCUCACCAUUCAGUUCUUCCAGAAGAUUUUUGUGCCGGAUUAUGACCCAACUAUUGAAGACUCCUACCUGAAGCACACGGAAAUAGAUGGGCAGUGGGCAAUUCUUGAUGUUCUGGAUACUGCAGGCCAAGAGGAGUUCAGCGCAAUGCGAGAGCAGUACAUGAGGACCGGAGAUGGUUUUCUUAUAGUCUACUCAGUGACGGACAAGGCCAGCUUCGAGCAUGUGGACCGGUUCCACCAGCUGAUCCUCAGAGUCAAGGACAGAGAGUCCUUUCCAAUGAUUUUGGUGGCGAACAAAGUUGAUCUAAUGCAUUUGCGGAAAAUUACAAGAGAACAGGGAAGAGAAAUGGCAACAAAACAUAAUAUUCCCUAUAUAGAAACUAGUGCCAAGGACCCACCUCUAAAUGUUGACAAGGCCUUCCACGACCUUGUGAGGGUAAUAAGGCAACAGAUCCCUGAGAAAAGCCAGAAGAAGAAGAAAAAGACCAAAUGGCGAGGGGACAGAGCCACGGGCUCCCACAGACUCCAGUGCGUGAUUUUGUGACGGGACCGCCUGGGAGUGCCUUGGAUGCCUCCCUCCUCCCCCCAGGCCCACCACCAACCCAGGCGAGGAGCAGCAGUGUGAUGCCCACAUGGCCCCCCAAGCUCCCCACAGUGGCUUGGACUUGGAGGAGGUGGCUCGAUGGGAUCUGCGCCCCCGCAGAGGGGACUACGCAUCGGGGCUGGCGUGGGAGCUGUGCAAAUGGGAGGCGGAAGGGAUCAGCAGGACCUUGACUCUCAAACAUCCCCAGCGCCUUCCAGGGGCCUCCAUGAUGUUUAUUUAAAAAAGAAAAAAAGGGAGGGAAAAAAAAAAGGAAGAAGGAAAAAAGAAAAAGAAGUGUUGGUUUUAUCUGCAAACAUUUCUCCUUGUGACCCAUUUCUGAACAGCCAUGAAUAGCCCCCCUGUUUGGUACAGUCAUCUGUGUAUGUGUGGGGGAAGGGAAAGGGCUUUUCUUUCUCUAAUUUUUUUUUCGUCCUCUUCUCCUUUUUUGCUGUUUGCUCAGUGAGUGUUGGGUUGCAAAGAAACACAGCCGGGGUUAGAUUUUUUGCACUGAACUCUCUUUUAGACGGCAGUGCCAAAACACGACUUCAUAUGAAAGUGCAUAGAUUUGGAGGAAGAAAAUUAAUUCCAGCUGCUCUGUGUGCUCCAGACAUUGUGUCAGACUCUGGAGGGCAGCCAGCUCACAGACCGUAAACUCCAGCUUAGGAAAGGAGGUUUGGGCUUGGAUUAUAUUUUUUUUCUUACCCUUUGUCAAGAGAUUUCGUUUCUGUUUUGUAAUUUGGGGCAUGUCAAAGUUAAGACAUUUUGCUAACCUGGAAGUAUUUAAAUUAAUUUACAAAUGGAAGGAUAUGUCAUCUCUAAGGGGAGGGAGAAGAGGAAGCAAAACCUGAACUGAAUUUGUUAUCUGAGUGUUGAAUUUCUCCCUCACAAAUGUGUGUAAAGUGGUGCAAUCUAAAUCCCUCUUUAUUAUUCCUUAACCUUUCCCUGUAAAGCCACUUUUGGGCAGAUGAAUUGUUUUGCUUUUCCUAGGCUCAUCUUGCACACACAGAGAAAUCUGUUUAUGGGCUUUGGCUCAAUGUUUCUUUAUUUCUUCUUUUCCCUCUCACUGAGAGUUAGUGAUGUGAAAGGAAGAGGUGUUCUGGAAAUUAUUCAAGUGGGAGGUGUCUCUUCAUAAGUUUGCUAUAUCUAAAAUGUCUCCCUGAAAACAGUGAAGGUUAAGUAUCUUUAUGGCCUAUGAAAAGGCAAGGCAAAAAACCUGCAGCCAUUCAGGCUACCAUCUGUGGCAUCAGAAAUACAGUUGUGCACAUCCUGGAAGGGCCACAUUGUCUUUCACACCUCUCCUGGCACUGAGAAUUGUGGUGGCAAAUUUUUCUCUAAUUUAAUGGAUUGUCAUCUGCUGGACUGAAGCUGUUGGCUCCAUUCACAGGGUCAUCAAGCUCCUUUAAAAGUAACAACUUGCUUUUCAUCAGUUUAAAUCUUGUUUAGAUAUGCUUUAUGGGCAUGACUUAAAAUAUCGGUAAAGUAUGAAUGCCUGAGAUUUAUGUGUCUGAUUGAGAAAACCCUGGUGUUGGAAACUGAAGAUCCGUUCAAGAUGGUGGAUCAUCACAGACUAAGUUAUUUAUUGUUUGUCUUUGCAACCUGUUCACCACUUGUUUCUUGACUCUUUGCCAGGCCACCUUUUGAAAUGGGAGUUGGCUGCUGAUUAUUUUUCAGGUGAGUGAGGCUAAUGAAAACAUUUUCCAAAUUGUCCAGUCUUCAUCGUGGCCAGAAGAUGGCAAAUGUUUGCAGCUGGCUCAGCAAGCUGCUUACUGUAAUGCUGACUUCACUGCCUCCAUCUCCUUUUGUGUGAUGACAGAUGCUGGGAAUGGAUUAAGGAGGGGGACAGUGGAAAGAAGCAUCUUCCAUGGACUCUUACAUUGGAUGUGGGCCAAAUGCUUCAGUAAAGUUGCAACACCCUGUGUCAACUGAGAUCUGACUGCAGACCAUUACAGCAUUUCUCCCAGUCGGCUGAACUGUGAUGACCAAAACCAUUAGGGUCAAAUCUUGGCUCUUGGUACUUGCUACAAUCUUCUGGGGGUAAAUAGCUCCCUGUAGGCAUCUUAUUUGUUCUGCCUUGAAACCAUCUAGUAAAUCAGAAGGUGUCUGAUAUUUGCAACCAACCCAAUUUGCUGUAACCCCCGUUACCACUUUCCUACCUGAAUCCCUGUCUAGCCAGAUUACUGGCUUAAUUUCUUUAAUUACACACAAAAAUUCUAUGGGAUCCGCCACACAAGAUGAUGGCAUGUUAAUACCCCCCAUAGAGACCUUCCACUUAAAAAUAACCUGAUUUCUACUGAAGCCCCUCAUUAUUUUAAUCUAAACCCUUGGGAAUACUUGCCCAAAAACAGAAUGUGUGUAUCUUGAGUCACAUCUGCUGGGUACUCAGCAUGGCAUGUGAGAAAUUAUCUGCUGUUUCUGAAAUAUCUUAAUUGUUUCUUCAGUUUUGUCAGCAACUAACAGCUAUUACAGAAUAAUGGGGAGGAGAGGAAAGGAGCAGACCAGCAACCGAAAGGAUAGAUAGUAAAGGCAAAUGGGGAAGGUUUGACCAUUUUCUUCUAUGUUCACCAAUGUGUUUAUAGCAAAGAGUGUUUUCCAACAGGGAUCACACCUCUAACAAGUCUAGGGUGCUCAAAAUAGUGAGGCGUACAAAGCCGACUGCCAUCUAACUCACCCGUUCGUAUUCAGAGCUGUUAGGAAACCGAGAGCACCUUCCCUGCUGUAUACAGCACCUAGACCUGGGUUGUGAGACACCCACCCACCAGCUGGUGAUUCUUACACUAAGGAAAGCACCAACCAUGCUGGUGGAUGGCUUAUUCUGUGGAGCAUCCAGUGGACAGGGACUUCCUUGUUGUGGUAAGAGACAGUUUGGUGAAGCAUCCUGUAAGGCAGCAGCUGGCACUCACUUUCCAAAGAGCUGAUGGUCCAAGUGACCUAAUAUCUUCAGCCCCUGGGUAACUCUGCAUUUGCUCGUCUCAGAGCAAUCUUGUUCCUCUUCUACUAAACAAGAGUUUAGGAGGUAGAGCUGGCCAUACCCUUAGCUUGGUUUCAAUAUACACUUUCAAACAAAAUGAAAAGAGGGGUAAAACCUGACAGAUUUUCUUGUAUUUGAUAACUAAAUGGCCUACUUUUUUAAUUUUAAACUAUGAGUAAUAUUUGUAAAACAGAAAAAAAAAUUAAGCUACACAAGUUUUUGUUUUGUAAAGGUGUAACCACUUUCCCAACCUGGGAUCUCCUCCCAUCUGUACCAUGGCCUUCAGGUAAAUCAUGUUGCUGUUUCCUCCCUCAGGUACUUCUGCCUAUAACACAGACACUGCCUUGUUUUCUUACCAGCUUUUGAGAUGUAUGGUGUAUAUUGUGCAAGUAAAUUAAUUUGUCUGUC